Messenger RNA from Penicillium paradoxum, 1773 nucleotides. It is a transcript of the gene phoD, whose product is annotated as phosphate:H+ symporter. Gene Ontology annotation, molecular function: phosphate transmembrane transporter activity. NCBI's taxonomy places the organism in Eukaryota, Fungi, Ascomycota, Eurotiomycetes, Eurotiales, Aspergillaceae. The coding region runs from base 1 to 1773 and encodes 590 amino acids. The transcript has 3 exons. Gene Ontology annotation, biological process: transmembrane transport; phosphate ion transport. The record is from RefSeq and is a predicted model, not a curated record. Gene Ontology annotation, cellular component: membrane.
AUGGCUGAAGCUGUUCCGCAUCCCCGUCGCAAUGCCUUCGCGGCUCGCGCUGUGACUCGCGCUGCCUCUUGCCCUACGAAUGAGGAUCCCUCUCCUCCCAUAGAGCUUGUUGCUCUGGAACCUGAAGACCCUCGUGAGCGCCGCCGUCUUGCCCUCGCCAAAAUUGAUGACGCACCUUUCAGCUGGUCUCAUCUCCGUACGAUCAUCAUCGCCGGAGUCGGAUUCUUCACUGACUCAUACGAUAUCUUCGCUAUCAACCUCGCUGUCAGCAUGCUCGGUGUUGUCUACUGGCAGGGUGCGAGCAGUGGACCUGGUAAGAUUCCCUCCAGCGCUGAUACUGCUAUCAAAGUCGCAACAUCUGGCGGCACUGUGAUCGGACAACUAUUCUUCGGUUGGCUUGCGGACCGCAUUGGUCGUCGACGCAUGUAUGGCGUUGAGCUCAUGAUCAUUAUCCUGGCUGUUCUUGCUCAGGCUUUAGCAUCUUCCUCCCGCGCUCUUUCUAUCACGGGUCUUCUUGUCUUCUGGAGAGUCAUCAUGGGUCUUGGAAUCGGUGGUGACUACCCUCUAUCCUCGGUCAUUACAUCUGAGUUUGCUACCACCAAGUGGCGUGGUGCCAUGAUGGCUGCUGUCUUUGCUAUGCAGGGCUUUGGUCAACUUGCCGCUGCAGUUGUUGCCCUCAUUGUUACGGCGGGUUUCAAGGAGUCUCUAGAAAGCGCCAAGGAUGUCGCCCACUGUACCGGUAUGUGUCAACUGGCCGUUGACAAGAUGUGGCGUGUCGUUAUCGGAUUCGGGGCUGUUCCGGCCUGCUUUGCGUUGUACUAUCGUCUUACCAUCCCUGAGACUCCCCGGUUCACCUUUGAUGUCGCCCGCGAUCUCGUCAAAGCUGACGAAAGCGUCCGUGUGUACCUGAAGGGUCUGGGUGAAGCGCAUCCAGAAGAAGUUCAACAUCUCACAUACUCGCAGCAUGGGAGCACUGAGUUUUAUCCCAAGGCCAGCUGGUCCGAUUUCUACCGCCAUUAUUCUCAGUGGAAGCAUGGUAAAGUUCUGCUUGGCACAGCUGCUUCCUGGUUCUUCCUUGACGUUGCUUUUUACGGCCUUGGCCUCAACAACUCAGUUAUCCUCGCAGCAAUUGGAUGGACUGGAGGUAACAAUGUGUACCAAGUAUUCUAUCGCAACGCAGUCGGAAAUCUGAUUUUGAUCUGUGCUGGCGCAAUCCCAGGAUACUGGGUCACCGUUGCAACUGUCGAUACCAUCGGUCGCAAGCCCAUUCAACUCCUUGGAUUCGCCAUUCUGACUAUUCUUUUUGUCGCAAUCGGCUUUGGUUACGAGAGUUUAAAGCAUACUCACAAUGGCUUGCUGGCUCUUUACGUCUUGGCGCAAUUCUUUUUCAACUUCGGACCAAACGCAACCACUUUCAUUGUUCCUGGCGAAUGCUUCCCUACUCGUUACCGAUCUACUUCACAUGGAAUCAGUGCUGCCGCUGGCAAGAUUGGCGCGAUCAUUGCGCAGUGCGUGUUCGGUCCUCUUGUUCAUCGGGGUGCCAAAAAGGCUGGAGAUUCGCCCUGGCUCAACCAUGUGAUGCAAAUCUUUUCCUUGUUCAUGCUCUGUGGCUUCUUGACGUCCUUGUUGAUUCCAGAAACAAAGCGUCAGAGUCUUGAGGUUCUUGCCGGCGAGUACGAUCCUGCUCCCCGUAUCCACGACCGGCCCUACACUACCACCGAGGGAGGGCGAAUCAAGGCCCAGGAGGCGGCAGUGGGGGCUGUGACAGUGUAA